Molecule: messenger RNA, 1689 nt
Organism: Helicoverpa armigera (cotton bollworm)
Lineage: Eukaryota; Metazoa; Arthropoda; Insecta; Lepidoptera; Noctuidae
Product: putative polypeptide N-acetylgalactosaminyltransferase 9
Exons: 10
Coding region: 1-1689 (562 amino acids)
Biological process (GO): protein O-linked glycosylation
Cellular component (GO): Golgi apparatus
Molecular function (GO): polypeptide N-acetylgalactosaminyltransferase activity
Source: RefSeq, a predicted model, not a curated record
AUGAAGAAGUUUAGAAGAAGGUUUGAUAAUGGUACCUCGGAAUUUACAGCGUGGCAACUACUUCCUUACGCAGAAACAGGAUUGACAGAUGAAGAGAAAGAUAGAAUUAUCAAGGGUGACGAGUAUCCACCAGGAGUUGAUGGCACGCCGGUGUAUUUGGUGGAUGAUCUGAGGUAUUACUUGAGACAGGACAUACACAAAGGCUGGAGAGACCACGCUUUCAAUAGAUUCGUCAGUGAUUUGAUACCUGUGAAUCGCACUUUGAUGGAUGUACGGGAUCCAUGGUGCAAGGCGCAGAAUUAUACGGAGAAUUUACCAAAAGUUACAAUAAUUAUUUGCUUCUUUGACGAAGCUUGGUCCACGCUUAUAAGGACAGUUACAUCAGCUCUGAACAGGAGCCCUCCGCAUUUGUUAGAACAAAUAAUAUUAGUUGAUGAUAAUUCUACCAUGGAACAUCUAAAGCAGAAAUUAGAUGACUAUGUACGAAUCACUCCUAAGGUAAAAUUAAUUCGUGCAAUGCGUCGAGAAGGAAUCGUUAGAGCAAGAUUAUUGCCCAUACCUUAUGUGAAGACUCCCAUAGUAUUGUACCUUGAUAGUCAUUGUGAAUGUGCUGAGGGAUGGUUAGAACCGUUACUGCAACGCAUCAAAGAAAAUCCAACCGCAGUAGUCAGUCCCGUAAUUGAUCAUAUCCAUGAAACUACUUUUGAGUACAUCGCACAGGGCGUCAACGACCUCCGACUUGGAGGCUUCAAUUGGGACCUUCGUUUCAACUGGAUUGGUAUACCACAAGAGGAGUACGCAAGAAGAACCAAUCUUUUAGCUCCUAUUAGUACUCCGACAAUAGCUGGCGGUCUUUUCGCUAUACACGUAGAUUUCUUCAAGAAAAUUGGGUACUACGAUGAAGGAUUUGAAAUAUGGGGAGCAGAAAACUUAGAAUUGUCGUUCAAAACUUGGAUGUGUGGCGGGACUUUGGAAAUGAUUCCUUGUUCGCAUGUCGGACAUAUUUUUAGGAAGAGGAUACCGUAUGAGGAAACAGUAAAAUCUUUGAAGAGGAAUUAUGUACGGUUAGCUACGGUAUGGCUUGAUGAAUAUGCACAAUAUUACUUUGAAAGAAUUGGAAACGAUAAAGGUGAUUUCGGCAACGUAUCUUCAAGGAUAGAACUUCGCAAGAAAUUACAUUGUAAAUCGUUCAAAUGGUAUUUAGAAAAUAUUUACCCUCAAUUGGAAAUGCCUGAUAAGUUCGCUGCUAGUGGCCAAAUCUAUAGUAUCAGCAGUCCUGGUAUUUGCUUAGACGCACAUAUAUUAACUUUGGAUAGUUUUCAAGAUAAUGUCAAGCUAUUACCCUGUCAUUUUCAAGGUGGAAAUCAGUUUUGGACGUACACUAAAAUUGGAGAAAUACGCCACGAACAGCUAUGUCUCGACUACUUGUACAAUUCAAUCGCUUUGUUCUUCUGUAGGAAUACAGCAUCACAAGUUUGGUUAUAUAAUGAAAAGUCGCACACCAUAAGGCAUAUGCAGACUGAACAGUGUUUAAGUAUAGCGGAAUUCCCAGAAGGUUUGAAGGUCGUGCUGAUAAGAUGCUCUCCAUCGGUAUCACAAAAAUGGGUCAUGGAACAUUUUAAAUUCGAGAGACUGGAGCAACAAAUGCAACUUGGGAUAGCGGAAUAUCAAAAACUUACGAAUCUUUAG